This is a messenger RNA of Clupea harengus (Atlantic herring), 2019 nucleotides long. RefSeq lists its product as uncharacterized. Gene Ontology annotation, molecular function: microtubule binding. The transcript is spliced from 2 exons. The record is from RefSeq and is a predicted model, not a curated record. NCBI's taxonomy places the organism in Eukaryota, Metazoa, Chordata, Actinopteri, Clupeiformes, Clupeidae. The coding region runs from base 322 to 2019 and encodes 565 amino acids. Gene Ontology annotation, cellular component: nucleus; cytoplasm.
GCGUUAAGUCUGAGGAAUACUCUGCGUAGACAUACACGGGACAUGUUGAGUCUGCUGUAGUGCUUUACACAGCGCUAAUGGGAUUGGAGCUGCAAGAGCAAAUCCUGAUGGAUGAAAGGGAGAGCCAAGUGAUCCAUGGCAGUCCUGGAGUAUCCUGUUGGACUGGUGUGUAAUUAACGUUUUUGAAAGAGGUGAUGAUCCCUAAUUAACUGACGCAAGCUGCUUAUAUUCUGCAGAGAACAGUUACUGUUGGAGCAAGUACUUCUUCCUGAGGCCUAUUCAAGAGCCUAUAUAAACAACAGCAGGAACUAAAACUGCAAAAUGGACUCUGCGGUAAAAAUGUGCGCAAACACCGAAAUGGUGCACGUCCAAUGCAAGACCAAGUGUUUCCCUCUGCUGACCGAUGAACAGAAUGGCAAUGACUUGCCGAGUCCCGUUAACCCCUCUCCAGACUGUGCCAGGAGCACCAGCAGCCUAAGCAGUAGGAGUGUGGAAAGUCCACCUGACGUAGAGAUGUUUGAGUGUCUCAGCGAUGGCAAUUCAGGGGAGGGUGAUCCCACAUGCUCUUCAAGCCCCCCUACAGUGUCUCCAACCCUUUUUAAAGUCAACAGAAACACCACCAUCCAACCCCUGAACGUGACAAUGGAUAUUACCGACCUCCAAAAUGGCUCGUACAUACAGCACGGCAGUGUUGAUGGCAGUAGCAGGGACUCAAGUCCGCUCCUGUCCUCUGCCAGGCUGGGCACGCCGGACAGUUCCUCCCUGCCAUCCUCCUUUAGCUCCAGUGACGGCUCCAUCGACCGGGUCCUGCGUUGCAACAGUGACGGCUCCAUGGACCGGGUCCUGCGUAGCAACAGCUUCUGCCUGCAGGACUCAGACCAGGUCUUCAGCAUCUCCUACCUGGCGGAGUCGGCAGGCUCCCCAGCCACACCCUCCGACCUGGACAUGCCCCAUGACGCACUCACUUACUGGGGCCCUGGUGGCACCCCAAAAGAGGACGUGAAGCACCUGCGCCUUGGAGACGACCUCUUGAGUCCCAACAACCAGACCUAUUUCUUGGAGGAAUGCGCAGGGCAAUCAGCACUCAAUGUUGUAGCAAAGGCCAGAGGGUCGCCUUUCACCCCGGAGCCUUGCAGGAGUGCUAACUCUGUUGUUAAGUUGCUGCACAGUAAUACCCUGGGAUCUGGUCAGCUCAUGACUGCUGGGGACAAGACUUUUGUGGUGCCUGGCCCUGAGGACGUUGACCCAAGCAAAGUACAAACUUCCACACCAGUGCAGUCCUUAGGCAACAAGACCUUCUGCCUACCAACCCUCAACGAAUCACCCUUCACAGAAGAACCGGGAGACCAGGGAAGCUCGAAAGCUGAUGGUAUAAAACAACAGCCUGUAUCUGGCACCACAAGAACAACGGGUGUGGUAAAGGCCGCUGCAGUUGCGCCCAAAGUCAAAAAGCCUGAUUUGAGUUCUGUCAGGUCAAAGAUCAUGUCAAGGCAGGCAAGCACACAAAAAUCGUCAAAUCUGCCGGUUGUGAAAGCUUCCCCUCUUUGUUCUUCUAAACGUAUGGGGGAACAGGUUCAGAGGCCAUCUCAUCCCACACCGAGUAAACCCUCCCCUACUGUGUCAACAUCAUCCGCUGUUUCUAGUCCCUCUGUGUCGUCUAACAAGUUUGCUCUAAGUAAGGGAAAGGCGCCCCCUUCAGGCCAACAAGAGAAGCCACCUGCAAGUCACACAAAGCUGAUGUUCCCCAAGGCUCGGCCUCGUCUGUGGUCUGACAGUUCUCUCGUGCCCAAAUCAAAGCCUGACACCCAACACCAGAGGGGAAAAACAGUCCCUCCUAGUUUUAUAGCUAAGGUCUACAAGGCUGUCACUCAGUCCAAGGCUGUUUCGGCAAACCUCAAACGGCAGUUGCAGUUCAAACAGGGAGAUCGGAAUGGCUCCGCAUCAUCUCAAGAGAGUUCUAGAGAGACUUCUAGAGAGUCCCGAAAGGAGCUCCCAAAAAUAAGCCCCAAAGUAAGUUGA